AUGGCAGCCGCGCUGCUGCGACCGCAGGACGAGCUGCAGGUCGUGACGGUUGUGUCUUCUGAGGAGAGCCGCGCCUUCGGAGAGGCCCUGCUGCGCCCCUUCUUGGAGCAGACCCCUUCUGGGAGCAGCGGCGGCAGCAGCGGCAGCAGCUCCGGUGCCGCCACGGGCGCAGCGGCCGCGGCGGCUGCCUUGCCGGCGCUGGCCGCGUCGCCGGUGGUGCUUAUCAAGGGCGACCAGAGGCUGAGUGACGUCAUCGCCGAGUACGCAGAGGCUAGCCGCGCCGACCUGGUGGUGUGUGGCUCCCACCAUCUGAGCACGACAGGCACGCGCGACGACCCCAUGCCGGCGUCCGGGUCCUUUGCGCUGCGCCUGGUUCGGGCGGUGCGCUGCUGCCCCCUGCUGGUGGUCAAGUCAAACAGCACUGGCGCCUACCUGCGCAGCGGGACCGCAGCAGCAGGCCUGCGCGUGAUGGUGGACUGCCAGAGCAACACGCGCCACCUGCUGUCGUGGCUGAUGGACCGGCUGGACCCCGACAAGGCGACACUCUUCCUGGCAGUGGGGCGCGCGGUGGACCAGGGCACUGGCAUGGUGAAGGAGACCGCGCGCCGCAUGCUGACCAACUACACAGCCCAGGCGACCGUCAGCGACUUCUACACUGCGCAGCGCCUGUUCAAGGAGCCGGGGGCCAAGGCGCUGCCAGAGGCUGCCCAGGUGGACGGCGUCGACAUCAUCGCGCUGCAGGCGCCGCCCUGCAAGACGCUGCCGCAGUCCAUAUCUGACGUGCUGCACGGCGCGCGCACCAGCAUCCUCGUGUUCAACGCGCCGGUGGCACAGGACGCAGCGCUGCUCGGCGGUGACGACCUGGCGGUCGGGAUGACGGCUGGCGCGGCGCUGGCAGGGGCGCGUGUCUAG
This is a messenger RNA of Monoraphidium neglectum, 912 nucleotides long. RefSeq lists its product as hypothetical. The record is from RefSeq and is a predicted model, not a curated record. The transcript is spliced from 7 exons. Bases 1 to 912 code for a protein of 303 amino acids. Lineage: Eukaryota; Viridiplantae; Chlorophyta; Chlorophyceae; Sphaeropleales; Selenastraceae.